Messenger RNA from Cyphomyrmex costatus, 1600 nucleotides. RefSeq lists its product as uncharacterized. Gene Ontology annotation, biological process: regulation of DNA-templated transcription. Gene Ontology annotation, cellular component: chromosome. Bases 25 to 1536 code for a protein of 503 amino acids. The record is from RefSeq and is a predicted model, not a curated record. NCBI's taxonomy places the organism in Eukaryota, Metazoa, Arthropoda, Insecta, Hymenoptera, Formicidae. The transcript is spliced from 4 exons.
GAUUAUUACAAAACAUUUAUUGCAAUGAUGACUGAUCAUAUCGAUGCUUCUUUGCUGUUUACAUUGAAAAAGGAACCGAAUGUCUGUAAUGAUAACGAUAUUAAUUCGAUUAAUAUCGACGACAUUUCAUCUUUGCCGUUACCGUCACUUUCUAAAGUUAAUUCCGUCAUCGUCAACGAAACCAACAAUGAGUUCUUACGUCUCACCACAAUGGUCCGUACUGUAUAUUUGUCCUAUCUUCAUAAAUGCUUACUUAGUAAUUAUGCAACUUGUUGCAAAGAAAUUGAUAUACCAAGCAUUGAAGUGAAAAAUUGUGCGGAUCAAAUGGAAUUACAUGCUGUCCAAUUAGCACUGGAAGCUAGUAUAUAUAGGCAAAAUAUGCUGAGAAUGAUUGAUGAUAUAAGAUCACAUACAGUUAAAAAGAAAGCAUAUAAAAAAUUGGUCAUAUUUUUAGAAACAUCAAAAGAUAGAACUGACAUCGCUGUACAAACAGAUGACACAUGGAUAGAUACUGAAAGAACAAAUAUACAAAAUGUGUCUAUUAAGUUAAACGAGAAACCACUGCAAACAGUAUUACCCACUAUGAAUUCUAAUAAUUUCUUUAAAAGUGAGAGUGUUAUGGAAAAUUUUAAUGAUGGAAUUCCCUCCAUAGAUACAAAAGAAACAGAUAUGCAAUCGCUGCAGAGUAUCGCAAUAGAAGACUCAAAUGACGCUAGUCAAGAAUUUAAUUAUCAGAUGCAUUCUCAUAUAACAGAUAACGUAUCUGUCAGGCAUGAAGGCGAAAAUUCACAGGAUUCUUUAUUACAACAUAUGCAAGAUAUGUUUUGCGAAAGUGACGAUAGUAGUGAUCUUACGAGAUUAAUUGAGAAACAUUCUGGUGUUACUAAAGCAAAUAUCGAUAAAGAAAUUAACAAAAUAUGUUCAGAAGCAGAUAUUGUGGUAGACCCAAAUCUUUUUAACGUUUCAAUAAAUAAUUACGUAUCAAAGCCUAAUGUAGCAAAAAUAAGUACAAGCAAAGGAAGAAUCAGUUUCAGUCACUAUAAAGAAAUGCAAAGUAAAAAAGCCAUUAAAUUAAAAGGAUUUAAUACAAACGAAACUGUUGAAAGUAAGCAAAAACAAAAGAUAAAUGCUAUUUGGUUUGUGGAACGCGUGCAUCAAGUUUCAAAAUUAAAAGCUAAAAUGACUGAAUUAUCACUGACAAAUUAUCGAAAGCAUGGAAGAAUAAAGGAAACAUUUCUUCGUUUAUUUGGGGAAUUUGAGGAAGAGGAAAUGAUGCCAGAUUCACCAAUAUGUAUAGAAGAACAUUUGCCAGCUUGUAAAGAAAGAAUAGCACCUUGGAUUGUGAAAUACUUAAUGCCAUUUUACAAAAAAAGAAGAAUUAAAGAUCGUCAGCUUUUUAAAGCUGUUGCAAAGUACAUCACAGAUAUGCUCAUUAUAGAGAAUACUUUUCCAGAACAAGAGUGUGUAAGUAAGUAUAUAGAAGAUUAUUUCAAGAACAAGAGGUUUAUUAAGACUAAACAGGAUAUAUAUCUAUAAGAAAUUGGUAGUGUUAUUCAUUAAUGUAAUACAAAUCAAUGAAACAUGUAUAGAAAUUGUAACU